Molecule: messenger RNA, 3694 nt
Organism: Aspergillus alliaceus
Lineage: Eukaryota; Fungi; Ascomycota; Eurotiomycetes; Eurotiales; Aspergillaceae
Exons: 2
Coding region: 73-3594 (1173 amino acids)
Source: RefSeq, a predicted model, not a curated record
CGAAGAUUCACCUUGGCCUCCCGUUCCCCGGUGUCAGAGUUCGUCGAAGCUACUCCAUGAUCAUCUCUAUGGAUGUCAUCGGUCUUCAAUCAUGUUCCGAGCCGCUCGAGGGUUUCCUCUCUGAGAGCGGCGCACUUGCUCAGUAGCCGUGUAUGGCCGAAGGAAUUAUAUUUUCAUAAUACGUCGUAUCCAGGAUGCUCAAUAGCAUUCUCCAGAUUGUCCGUGAAUGUCUUUCCCGGCCCUCGAACGUUGUCUCAGUCUCUGAGCUCCGUUGGGACCUUGAUCUCUCCUCGAAAUGAAUCCACGCGUGGCCAGAUCCAUUGGGUCGAACAUGAUGACCAAUAUACACCUUGUGAAUUCUGGUGUGGGAUGCGGCUUCAAUCUCAAUUAAACCAGUCUUAUACCCCCCCUGGACCAGAUCAUGAGCGACAACGGAAAGAGCAAAGCUCCAAAUUACAAAUCUCCGAGCAAAUACCCUCGGAGUCAAUACCCCCCGAACAGAUCCCAUCCAAAUCUAUCUUUGUCGAACACGCGACCUCCAGAUCAGUGCCAUUGCCUUUGGCGAGGAACACAUCAUUGAGCCGAGAUGCGCACGGCACACGGCAGCGUGAGAAACCAUCCAAUGAACUGCAUAAUCCCCGAAGAAAAUAUAAGAAUCUCGCCGGUUCUUCCCACCCAACCCCCACAGAGUACUUGAUCGAUACCCUUCAGAGUGUUGUUCACUGUCCUGAUAGCGCAACACGUCAAAAUUGGGUGUUUACCUCAAGAAAUUUUGAUGACCGCCUCGUGUCUCCUCUAAACAGGAGACAAAGAAUAAGGUUCAAAGUUGAGCACAGGGCCUCCCUACAAGAGAUUGCUGCAGAAUACAUAUAUCAUGUGGAUCGUUUGUUAGAUCGGUCGAAUACAGAGAGAGAUAGGGGAAACCCUCAUGGAGCGUUAGAGUUGGAUGUUGCUCUGCGAAAGGUUUUUCUUAACAAGAAAUACCGAAAGUACCUUAGAGCCCGACAAUAUUCUGUCAAAGAUGUGGUUGCAUGGGCAUGGGUGCUCAAGAGCAAAACCCCCUACGAGGCCAUCAUCCGGAUUUUCAUAUUAGAACUACAGUCAAACCUAACGAAAACAGAAAGCAGCGUUGCUCGAAUUGUCCCCACUUUCAUACCACUUCUUCUAUUACGGCAGAGCCUUGAUGCGAAAACCUUCCGCUUACUCCUCAUCUAUUCACUGCACCUUAUUAGCGGUCAACCACACCCGAAACUAAACCCUUCCAUGUGUGCGACGAGAGACGAUACGUUUUUCAACGAGAUUAAACUAUCCGAUAACGCAAAGCCCUUGAUAGAUCCCAAUACUUGUGCUACAUUCGUCGUUCGUUUGCUUCAUCAUGCUCGCCAGCUAUGGCCACAAGCUCAGCUUCCUAUUGUGCGUACCUUCGCAUUCUACCUUACUCUUCUGGAACCAGAGGGGUCUGGUACUAUGGCGUCAGCGACACCACGGAAUGUUCAGGUGUUGGCUGGGAAGUGCAACACAUUUCUUCGAUUACUCUCACUACCCUGCAGACAGGGCCCCUUCACAUCAGCUUCAGUACAGCAGCAAGCACAAUUUGAGCUCCUCAAGGCGAUGGCUAAAAACCGACCCGUUUUGCCUGUCACGCGUCGGGGGUAUCAAGGCAUCAUCGCGGUACAGCUAGCCCAUAAGAAAACACCAGCUGAGCGGCAAUCUGCGGAAUUAAAGGCUCCAUCGUGGCCGCCUUGGAAGGAGGAAAAGCUUGGCAUUGACACUCAGAGAGGAAUCGAAGGAUUGAAGAGCCGCGCCAUGAGAGUGAUGUCUCAAAUGAAAGAAGCAGGCUAUGCUCAUAGUCGCUGGGAAGAGGUGUCCAGUAUCCUUGCCGGUUGGGAUACGGACAAGAGCCCAACCAUUCAGACGAGGACUUUGGCGCGCCAACCAUGGAUGCUGCGUGGGCGGAUCGGAAAUGCGGACCAUCACAUGGUUUGGGAAGCUCGCAUCAGGGCCACGAGGACUGUGCGAGAAGCCUGGGCCUGUUUUCUUUCAUACCGCGAUCAAGGCCUACCCCCACGCGGGAGCAUCUACACUGCAAUGGCCGAGAAGUUGAUAUAUCGAAGAAGCGCUCUCCAAACCAAUUUUGAUCAAACAAGCCAUGCUCUGCCGGGUGAUGCUCUCGAAACCUUCCCAGAACCCAUGUCUGCGCGCGAUUUGAUAUAUGUGCACACAGAGCCACCCACGUUAGAUGAGCUUCUUAAACAAAUGCUCUCCGAGGGGAUCCGACCACAGGCUAGAUUUCUCUCCUUGCUUCUACGAUCCGCGCCGACCUUUAGCUCUGGGCUGGAGUAUCUAAGCUGUAGUGGUUUGUCCAAUGAACAAGUCAGAGCCUUGUGCACAGUUUGGAGACAUAAGUGCGUUUACAAUGAACAAAGCCGGGAUGUUGUGAAUGAAUUACCCGAUCAUCUUUUCUCUGCCUUCAUUAACUUCUUGUGUAAGUUUUCCACCUUCGAUAAACUGUUAGCUAGGCAUGACGCUCGCCUGAGUGAUGCUUUUCCUAUCAUAAUGGGCAGUACAUCAGUGGCCAAGGAAAAAACAUCAACUCUUUUCUCCUAUGCUGAAUACCUUGGAAAUGGAAAUGAGUACCGGCAUCCGAAGGCGUUAGCACACGCCAUUGAGCUGCUCAGAGUACGGAGCUCCCGAUCCCCCCAAGCAUGGGUAUGUGUAUUGUCAGCUCUGAACAAGGACCGCAUCGUUGGUCUGUCUCAUAAGAUGAAUCGAAACACGCAACGUGUUCUGGCUUGGCAUGAAAUGUUGGAAAUGGCAGGACGGAUGGAACAUUACGAUAUCCCACUUGGUCUGCAGGGCUUCCUGACCCUGUGCAGCGGGUUUUCAAGAGCGGUAAGUGCAGGGGUCAAGAACCCGGAUGCGGUAGAAGCGGCCCUAGAGCUCGUUGGUGAUGCAGCACGUCGGGAGGAGGUGGCAUAUACUGCGCAGGUCUGCCCUCGGUUUGAAGAUAUGGUCUAUAGUGGCCUUCGUGCCCUUAAAGACCAAUUUGACCGACUUGUUCUCCCAGAUUCUAGAACUCCGUCCUUGUUUGGGUGUGGCAGAUCCUCCGAGAAUGUCAGCGACACCCAAGUGAUUCUGCCACCCUUACUUCAUGUGCCUUCUCCUGCCGUCCUUCACGCAUUCGUUCGAUCAUUGGGAUUGGCCGAAGACUACGAUGGCCUCCUAAGCCUUCUGCGAUGGAUGUCUCAGUAUGCUGCAACCCUGAAGGAAAUGUCUGAUGAGUACCUGAACGGUGAUAUGAUGAUGCGACGCACCAUGGUGGCAAUGCGCUUGUUUCUUGAGGGAUAUCGGGAACGGCAAUCCUGGGGAUCACUCCGCCGGACAACCUCAGCUGUACAAGCGCGUGGGUUAAGGGAACCUGAAUAUACAAGUGAGAUUUCUCCUGAUGAUUCUGAGAGGUUGUCGUUCUCCGAUCCGAAUCUGCAAGAGGCAUAUGACAUAGUCACGGCAACGCGCAUUUGGGGCCCCUGGCCCAGCGACGAGGAAGUUCGGGAAUAUUAUGCUGUUCAUUGGGAGGAGUAUGAAGCGCAAUGACGGAGCAUCCAACCUUUUUUGUACAUUAGCUGUAUAUAUACAUACUAUAGAUUGUGUGGCGUUUGCAUGUCAUCAAAUGAUACCCUUCAGUCCGUGGGAA